AUGUCUCAACAACAACCACAGCUCACAGACAAUGUUACCCGUAUUCUGCAACGGGCAACUCAAUUGACUAUUGACCAUUCUCAUUCUCAAAUCGCACCUCUCCACUUCCUCGCUGCAAUGCUUGAGGCUGAGGGUGGUGAGGCCCCAUACCUGAAGACCGUCAUUGAAAAGGCUCGCUACGAAUGGCGACCUUUUGAACAGCUCGUCAACAAGAGUCUCGUUCGUCUGCCGGCCCAAAACCCAGCACCUUCUUCUCCAGACAUGUCCAUGGCCGCAAACAAGAUGUUUAAGAAUGCACUCGAAAUUCAAAAGAAUCAAAAGGACUCGUUCCUCGGCCAGGACCACCUGCUGCUUGCUCUUCUAGAUGACUCUUCUAUCCAAAACAUUCUCAAGGAACUCCAAAUCCCUCCCAAGGCACUCAAGACACAAAUCACAGCCAUCCGUGGUAACCGCAGAAUAGAUUCCCGCAUGGCAGACUCCUCGGAAGAGUUUGAGUUCCUUAAUAAGUACGCCCAAGAUCUGACAACAGCUGCCCGUGAAGGCAAGAUUGACCCUGUAAUUGGCCGUGACGAAGAAAUCCGCAGAUGUAUCCACGUUCUUGCCAGACGAACAAAGUCUAACCCUGUUCUUAUUGGUGACCCAGGUGUCGGUAAGACUUCAAUUGUCGAGGGUGUUGCUCAGCGCAUCAUUAACGGCGAUGUCCCCAACAUUCUUGCCCAAUGCCGCCUCUUCUCGCUUGACUUGGGUGCCCUCAAGGCUGGCGCAAAGUACCAAGGUGACUUUGAAGAACGUAUCAAGGGUGUCCUCAAGGAGAUUGAGGAAUCCAAGGAUAUGAUUAUUCUCUUUAUCGACGAAAUCCACAUGCUUAUGGGUGACGGUAAGAACGAUGCUGCAAACCUCCUCAAGCCCAUGCUUGCCCGUGGCACUCUCCACUGUAUUGGUGCCACCACCAAUGAAGAGUACCGCAAGCACGUUGAAAAGGAUGCCGCCUUUGAGCGUCGUUUCCAAAAGAUUCCAGUCCGCGAGCCCACCAUCCGUGAAACUGUUGCCAUUCUCCGUGGUCUUCAGCCCAAGUACGAAAUUCACCAUGGUGUUCGCAUUCUCGACUCUGCUCUAGUGACUGCUGCUCAGCUCGCAUCCCGCUAUCUCACCUACCGCAAGCUUCCUGACUCGGCUGUCGAUCUCAUUGAUGAAACUGCCGCUGCUGUUGCUGUCGCCCGUGACUCUAGACCUGAGAAACUUGAUACUCUGGAACGUGAACUCCAACUCCUCCAGGUUGAAAUCAAGGCUCUUGAGCGUGAUGCCAAGGCUGACAACUCCACCAAGGAUCGUCUUUCUGCUGCCCGCAAGCAAGUCGCCGACAUUGAGGAGCAGCUUGAGCCUCUUCGUGCUCGCUUCGAGGAAGAGCGCAAGGGCCAUGACGAGCUUAACAAUCUCAAGAAGAAGCUCGAUGAGCUCGAGACCAAGGCACAGGACGCUGCUCGUCGCGGUGACACUGCUGCUGUCGCUGAUAUCCGCUACUUUGCCAUCCCUGAUGUGAAGAAGCUCAUUGAGUCUCUUGAAACCCAGAAGAACAAUGAUGAGAGUGCCAUGCUCGAAGACAUUGUUGAUUCUGAUGCUGUUUCUGAGACUGCUGCCAGACUUACUGGUAUCCCUGUUACUAAGCUUACACAGGCUGAAAACACUAAGCUCAUCCAUAUGGAGCGUGAGCUUUCCCGCCAAGUUGUUGGUCAGCCUGAGGCUGUCAAGGCAGUGGCCAAUGCUAUCCGUCUUACCCGCUCUGGUCUCAGCAACCCCAAUGCUCCUCCCAGUUUCCUCUUCCUUGGUCUUUCUGGUUCUGGUAAGACUGAGCUUGCCAAGAAGCUGGCUGGUUUCCUUUUCGCUGACGAAAAGGCCAUGAUCCGUAUUGACUGUUCUGAACUUCAGGAUAAGUGGUCUGGCUCUAAGCUUUUGGGUGCUGCUCCUGGUUACGUUGGCUACGAAGAGGGUGGUAUCCUAACUGAGGCUCUUCUCCGCCGCCCUUACUCUGUUGUCCUCUUUGAUGAGGUUGAGAAGGCUGCUCCUGAGGUUCUUACUGUCUUGCUUCAGAUUCUCGACGAUGGUCGCGUUACCAGCAGUUCUGGCAAGCUUGUCAACUGUUCCAACUCCAUCAUCAUUAUGACUUCCAACUUGGGUGCCGAGUACAUUAACCGCUCGACCGCCAUCAAUAUUGAUGAGUCUACCAAGAACUUGGUUAUGGAGGCUGUUCGUGGCCACUUCCGCCCAGAAUUUAUCAAUCGUAUUUCCUCAGUUGUUGUCUUCAACCGUUUGUCGAAGAAGGCCAUUCGCAAGAUUGUGCACAUUCGUUUGCGCGAGAUUGAGAAGCGCUUCGAGAGCACCAACAAGAACAUCAAGCUGGAUCUUGACGACAAGGCCUACGACUACCUGGUAGCUAAUGGUUACUCUCCUGAUCUCGGUGCUCGUCCUUUGAAUCGUCUUAUCCAGAAUGAGAUUCUUAACAAGUUGGCCAUUUUCAUUCUUCGUGGCCAGAUUGAAGACGGCGAGACUGUUCAUGUUAUCAAGGCUGAAGGCGAAAACACUGGCUUGGACAUUGUUCCUAACCAUGAGCCCAAGGUGAUUGAAGGUGAGGAGGAAGAUGAUGAGAUGUACGAUGAUGAGGAUGACAUCCCCUUUGACGAUGUCGAGUAA
This is a messenger RNA of Magnusiomyces paraingens, 2688 nucleotides long. RefSeq lists its product as uncharacterized. Gene Ontology annotation, molecular function: ATP binding; ATP hydrolysis activity. The coding region runs from base 1 to 2688 and encodes 895 amino acids. Gene Ontology annotation, cellular component: cytoplasm; cytosol. Lineage: Eukaryota; Fungi; Ascomycota; Dipodascomycetes; Dipodascales; Dipodascaceae. Gene Ontology annotation, biological process: cellular response to heat. The record is from RefSeq and is a predicted model, not a curated record. The transcript has a single exon.